GCGAAGGGCAGCAUGGAGCCUAUUGGAGGAGAAGGGUGUGCGAGCAAAGAAGAGAAGAGAAGAGAAGAGAAGAGAAGAGAAGAGAAGAGAAGAGAAGAGAAGAGAAGAGAAGAGAAGAGAAGAGAAGAGAAGAGAAGCGAAGAGAGGAGAAGAGAAGAGAAGAGAAGAGAAGAGAAGAGAAGAGAGGAGAAGAGAGGAGAAGAGAGGAGGAGAGAAGGGAGGAGAUGAGACGAGCAGCACACGUUACAU
Molecule: messenger RNA, 249 nt
Organism: Closterium sp. NIES-67
Lineage: Eukaryota; Viridiplantae; Streptophyta; Zygnematophyceae; Desmidiales; Closteriaceae
Source: the annotation of a GenBank genome assembly